This is a messenger RNA of Necator americanus (New World hookworm), 1695 nucleotides long. RefSeq lists its product as uncharacterized. The record is from RefSeq and is a predicted model, not a curated record. The transcript has 18 exons. Bases 1 to 1695 code for a protein of 564 amino acids. Gene Ontology annotation, biological process: olfactory behavior; response to odorant. Gene Ontology annotation, cellular component: neuronal cell body; axon. NCBI's taxonomy places the organism in Eukaryota, Metazoa, Nematoda, Chromadorea, Rhabditida, Ancylostomatidae.
AUGCAUCUGGUUGUAUUGUUGAUAAUGUCGGUGCCAGCUUCAGCUGUAUUCGACGAAUAUACCCUACAACCCGUUGGCACCCAUAAACACGGUGCCCGAUGUUUUUCGUGUAUGUCUCGGUUGUACGAGGCUGUUUGGCCAUCACUUUCACAUAUCUACAAAAGGCCACGGAAUUUCACGGAUAACUGUAAUGAUGAUCGACUCACCGAAACCAAUGUACCGCUCGUACAUUGCGAUACGAUAUGCGUUUCAAUGUAUGAGUCACCAAAUAUCGCAGGUGUUCGGAUUGGUGGUUAUAUCCGUGGUUGUAUGAAAGAUGUGCUGAUCAAAGGUUUCAAUGAGACAAUUGUUAGUUGGUAUCGAUGGAUGCAACGUGAUUCCUGUCGACCGUACAGGAAAAAAGAACUGUUCAAGCUGGGCGGUGAUCAAGUUGAUGAGUCCACAAUUGACCUAACAACAAUGGCGGUUACUCUGUUGGCUGCUGUUAUCGGCGUCCUAUCGCUACCAGCUUUUGAUACUGCAGAUACCGGUGCAACUGCUCCGAUGACAACUGCAAGGAACUCACUCAUUACUGAUGAAUGGAGAACAGCUGUACUUAAUCUUCAUAACGAUCUUCGUAGAAAACUCGCAAAAGGAGAACAACAAGGCAAAGCGGGCAAGUUGCCGGCUGCUGGAGAUAUGAAUGAGAUCAACUGGGACUACAACGCUGAAAUGCUGGCUCAAGAAGAAGCUAAAAAUUGUCCGACGACUGUCGUUCCACCUGAAGGAUAUGUGGCUGUUUCCACCACGAUCACAACUAAGAAAUCUUGUAACGCGACCGAUGAGACGAAGAAAGCGAUACAGAAUUGGUGGGAUCUAGGUGCCGCUAGUCAAGAAAACAAUACCAUAGACGCAAACAAUACAUUUUCUCAGCUGGCCUAUUCGCAACUUAGCGCAGUCGGGUGCUCAUAUCACGCAUGCUCCUCGACGCAAUUAAGUUUAAUCUGCCUCUAUAACAAUCCCAUCGAUGAAAACACCACAGAUCUUUACACUGCUAAUACUACAGGAUGUGCAUGUGCAGAUUGCAUCAGUUAUCUUUGCCCGUCGACAUUCAGCCCUGCUCCACUAAAAAGCACUGUCUGCUCUUCGUGCAACAGUUCAACAACAAUGUUCAGAGAAGCUGCAUUAUAUUUGCACAACUACUACAGAAGGUUGGUGGCCUCAGGAUGGGCUGCGGACAAAAAGAUCACAUAUGCGAAGCCGGCAAAGACAAUGAUGGAAUUAACAUACGACCAAACGUUAGAGGAUGCUGCAAUUGCUUAUUUGAACAAAACUGGCGAAAACUGCCCUACAGGCCCGGAAAACAAAGAAGGAGAAAACUUUUGGAGUGGCACCGACCUAUCAUUGCCCGCUGAAAAGGCUAUCGUAGAGGCUGUUGGAGAAUGGUUUGCUUAUCUGGGAAAUGAAGGCCUCGGUGAUAACCUCGACUAUUCAAGUCUUACAACUGACUCGGGCAAAACAUUGGGAAAUGUCAUCCAUGACAAGACAACAAAGCUUGGCUGUGCUAUAAAAACCUGCAAGAAAACGGGAAAAAUGGUUAUUGAUUGCCGCUACGACCCAAAACUAUCAAGUGGCAAAAUCUACGAAAUUGGAACGAAGGAGUGCGUGUGCGGCACGAAAAAGUGCUCGCCUCUUGGUGGACUUUGUGUGGCGUAA